UGGCGAAUGAUUGGGACAAUACUAUGAUCACAUAACCGGCGGGUGUUGUUCACAGAGGCAGGACCAAGUGUACCCUUCUGUCCAAUCGACUUAAAUGGCAAGACUGCCAGAUCGCGUAGGCAAUGAGCCGGCCUGCGGCCCCAUCGGUAUUAUGCUAUUGAGUUGAUCUUUCCAUACAUUUGGUAGACUUCCUGUCGCAGUCAACAACAUAAAUAAUAUCACUGACAUAGGAUAAGCUAGCACUAGGACUCAUCGUAUGUGCACGUGGGACUAGGCAUCCGCCUGCUGACUUCCUGGACGCUUACCGCGGGUGCGCAGUGACUCCACUCGUACCACAUGCGCGGCAGGGCAUCACCUCUAAGCAUCGAGCAUUUCCAGAGCUCUGCCACGUAGAUACGCCAGAACGAUGGCGAACGCACAACACAAGCUGGAAUAUCUCUUCAUCCUCGACUUCGAAGCAACCUGCGAUGACAAAGAACCCAAAAUUACGCAAGAGAUCAUCGAGUUUCCGACACUCGUUUAUGACCUGAACACGAACCGGGUCCUUGAUGAAGCCACAUUCCACGAAUACGUCAGACCUGUGGUCAAACCGCAACUGACAGAGUUCUGUGUCUCUUUGACUGGCAUCACUCAGGUGUGAAGCUCGGGUUUUCGCAUCCAAUCUUCACGGUGGUUUAUGUGCCGUGUAAACAGGAAACACUUCACCGAGAAUCCUUCCAGCUAUUCCUUUCUGACUUGCGGGGAUUGGGAUCUGAAGACGAUGCUGCCUUCACAACUGCGGCUCUCGUUCGGUGGAGACGAUGCUAGCUCGGACUCGAACCAGGCGCUGCGCAUUGAUGAACACUUUUCACCUUGGAUCAAUAUCAAGACGGCGCUUGAGGGUAGGCACCACUCUGGCAUCGACGAC
Punctularia strigosozonata HHB-11173 SS5 is the source of this 907-nucleotide messenger RNA. RefSeq lists its product as uncharacterized. Gene Ontology annotation, molecular function: 3'-5'-RNA exonuclease activity; nucleic acid binding. NCBI's taxonomy places the organism in Eukaryota, Fungi, Basidiomycota, Agaricomycetes, Corticiales, Punctulariaceae. The transcript has 4 exons. Bases 407 to 640 code for a protein of 77 amino acids. Gene Ontology annotation, biological process: exonucleolytic trimming to generate mature 3'-end of 5.8S rRNA from tricistronic rRNA transcript (SSU-rRNA, 5.8S rRNA, LSU-rRNA). The record is from RefSeq and is a predicted model, not a curated record.